GGGAGCGCGCACAGGACGCACGGCCCUCCGGAGCACUGUUGAUAUAGGCAACGCCGUCCUUCCAGCGCAGGUUAUGGCUGAGGACUUUGUGAAGAGAAGAGGACAACUCGGAUUACUUGAUAGGAACUAUGCGUUCAUCUGCUUUUAUGUGCGCAAAAGUUUUUACGCAUCGGCAGCGAUGAGCUCUAAAUCCAGAAGGCGUUGAGUCUGCUACAAUGUCACAUGCACAGGUUGAGAUAGCAGGACGCGGUUUCCCGGGCCUCUCUGUGGAUAUGAACGACGACUGCUUAACCCGGGUCCCAUCCCUGCUGAGGACGCGCGCUUUGGGCGCACGGAGAAACUCUUAUGGGCUGCAGAAAAUUACCAUGGACAUUGAUUCUCCUCUGUACAGCGGCGUGCUUUCCAAAGCCUUGUCCUGGUCAGCUGAGAAUAUCCCAACACUGCUCGAGUCCAGAGCGGAGGAUGAGAAAACUGAAGAGUUCCCGCGGUCGCCUUCUCCUGUUUUCAGCCCGGGCACCAGCUCCAACACGCCCCCCAGCAGCCAGGAGCCAGACGCCGGCUCUCUCACUGGAAACUGGGACCCCAAGCCGAGAUCCAGGGUUCGGGACGCUGGCAGCUCGGAGUCUGAAAAUGAAGUUCACAACAAACAGCUCAAGAUCUCAUUACAGAUCGCGUUUGAUGCUCAGUUGGAGCGGGAUGAGAAAGAGGACGUGGAGACCAAAGCGGUGGCGACCUCACCCGAUGGAAGAUAUCUCAAAUUCAACAUAGAGAUUGGGAGGGGGUCUUUCAAGACGGUCUAUAAAGGACUGGACACGGAGACAACAGUGGAGGUUGCAUGGUGUGAGCUACAGACCCGCAAGCUGACCAAGGCAGAGCGGCAGCGUUUCAGUGAAGAGGUGGACAUGCUGAAGGGCCUGCAGCACCCCAACAUUGUCCGUUUCCAUGACUCCUGGAAGUCCAUGGUGAAGGGCCACAAGUGCAUCAUCCUGGUGACUGAACUCAUGACCUCAGGCACGCUCAAAACGUACUUGAAGAGGUUCAAGGAGAUGAAGCUGAAGCUGCUACAGCGCUGGAGUCGUCAGAUUCUUAAAGGGCUUCACUUCCUGCACACGCGCACUCCUCCCAUCAUCCACCGGGACCUCAAGUGCGACAACAUCUUCAUCACCGGCCCCAUCGGCUCCGUCAAGAUAGGAGAUCUGGGGCUGGCCACCCUCAAAAGUGCCUCUUUUGCUAAAAGUGUCAUUGGAACACCAGAGUUCAUGGCCCCGGAGAUGUACGAGGAGAAGUACGACGAGGCGGUGGACGUCUACGCCUUUGGAAUGUGCAUCCUUGAGAUGGCCACCUCUGAGUACCCGUACUCCGAGUGCCAAAACGCCGCCCAGAUCUACCGCAAAGUCACCAGUGGAAUGAAGCCUGACAGUUUCUACAAAGUCAAAGUCCCCGAGCUCAAGGAAAUCAUUGAGGGCUGCAUUCGUAAUAACAACGAUGAAAGGUACACUAUUCAGGACCUCCUGGAACACCCCUUCUUCCAAGAGAACAAUGGCGUCCAUGUGGAGCUGGCAGAGGAGGAUGACAUGGUGAAGUCGGGCCUGAAACUGUGGCUGCGCAUGGAUGACACCAAGAAGCUCCACGGGAAGUACAAAGAAAACAACGCCAUCGAGUUCCUCUUCGAGCUUUACAAAGACGUGCCCGAGGAAGUGUCUCAGGAGAUGGUUGUACUUGGUUUUGUGUGUGAGGCAGACUUCAAGCUGGUGGCCAAGGCCAUACGGGACAGGGUAGCGGCCAUCAAGCGGCAGAGGGCGAAGCUGAGACGCCUUGCAGAGGAGCGGAAGAAGAAGCAGGAGCGAGAAGCCUUAGAGGAAGAAGCAGAGAUUAACUCUGCGCUACAUAAAGUCAGCGAUGUGGUUGCAAGAGAGUCCCCCAUCCCGGCCCUGACAUCUCCGGCCCCCUUACUGUCCCCUGUCACCAGCUCUGUGGACUCUGGAGUCAGCUCAAACUACCCCGCAGAGCCUGAGGAGCCAGAGGCAGACCAGCACUUCCACAUCCGCCACAACAGCCUGUCCUCUGCUAACUCUGACUGUGAGACGGACGGCUAUCUGAGCUCCUCUGGGCUUCAGGAUCCUCUGGAGGCUGGCAGCUUCAACGCGACCCCUCCCACCACGCAGACCAACAACCAUUCUGCAAAUGGCCUUCCCAUCCCAGCGCUCCGCUUCCCCUCGAGUAUUGCAGUAUCCAACAGCACAGAACACGGCUCCCCGAGCGGCUUCAACUCUCCUGUGGAAAGCUACGCCUCCGAUGUGACCUCAGGCUUGAGUGACGGCUACGAGGGCCUAUCAGAGAAGAACGAGAAAACAGCCAUGAAGCGAACAGCUGGGAAGCUUUUCAAAAGGAGGGCUCGCUCAAGGCUGCGCAUCACAGGGCUCUCUGAUAAAGUGGACCGGGUGGUGGAGUGUCAGCUGCAGACGCACAAUGACAAGAUGGUAACCUUCAAGUUCGACCUGGAUGGAGAUAACCCCGAAGACAUCGCUGCUGUCAUGGUGCACAAUGAGUUCAUCCUGCCAUCAGAGAAGGAGGGCUUCAUCCACCGCAUGGGCGACAUCAUCAAGCGUGCCGAGGCUCUGAUGGCCAAAGAGCAGCCGGUGCUCCUCCCUGCUUUCCACAACGGGGUGAACUCAUUGUCUUCCUCACAGCCAAAUUUGCACAGUCACACCCUUCCUCGAACACACUCCUCUUCUCUGCCUGACUUCAGUGUGGCUAACCCCAGCGUAGGGCUACGUGGCUCUCCCCCGUGCUCCAAUGGAGACUUCUUCAGUGCAGACAUUACUUCACCUGGGCGACCUCUGUUACGCUCACAGUCUUUCCACAACGCCCCAGGGUCUCCCGUCCAGUAUCAGCAGCAGCACCACCACAACCCUGCGUCCCUCCUGCCGCACCACCAGCACUACCACUUACCCUACAUGGGCCACAGUCACUUCCCGUUCCAGUACCCGGGCUCUCCAGGUUCCCCCAAGCCAGGCUAUCAUCCUCCCCUCACACGUGUUGCCAGUAACCCUACAUUCUCCUCCGUUACCCCCCCACCCCCCGGAUCCUCGAGUCCCCUGAGCGAGACCCCAAGCCCCGGAAGCAAUGAAAGUGUCAACAUGUCCCCCUCUGGCCCCCAGCACCCCAACAUGUGGCCCGCCCACACACAGCCCCUGUUUUCUUUAGCUAAUGUCAUCUCCAUGGCCAUGAGCAUGGCCCAGUCUUUCAUCCCUCCUGGAAACAUGCCCACCCAGGGGAUGCUCUCCUAUCCAGGGUACCCCCAGCAGCUACCUUCUCACAUGGCCCCCCAGUCAGGCUACCCCUCCAUGUACCCCCAACAUUACCAGACUUCAGCAGAGGCGCAUUACUCCACAGCGGGCUUCCAACAACAGAACAAUGUCUACCACAGCCCUGAGAAUACGCUGCUGAUGGAGGGUUAUCCUCAGAGCUCUCAUCCAGGCUGGCAGUAUCCUGUUUCUCCAACUUCCUUGCCUUCCACUCCUCCACCGGUUCCUCAGGAGCUCUCGCAGCAGGUCGGACCCUCCACUCCCCCCAGCAUGACCCAGGAGGAAAGUCUUCAGAGUUAUAUGGCCUCAUAUUCAGAACUGUCUCCAGUAAAGGCUGAAUCACAAUCAGAAGUCUCUAGUUCAAAUUCAGAUCUCUCCCCAUCACCCCCAGAGAGCCCAGAAAGCACUUUAUCAUCCUUCAGCCUUCCUUUGCACGCCGCCAUACCUGAGAUGAAAACCAGUAGCCCGAAACCAAACGCCUCUUCCUCAGAAUCUGAAGUCCAGUGUGCACCGGUCACUGUGGGGCGAUUCCAGGUUUCUCCCAGCAUGCACAUCCCUGCACCCGCUGCGCCCAUAGGUGCCCCACCCGCUGCCCCACAGCCGGCAGACAGCGUCAGCACCCCGUCAGAGAGCAGCACGGAGGAGCAGUGCGAGUCUGAGACCAGCCUGGGCACCUCCCUCACCAUGUCCCCCCCCCACCAACACCCCAACAGAGGGUCCAACCAGGGCGGCCUGCAGGAGGUCGACGGGCAGGUGGGAUGGGCUGGGAGCAAGGAGAAGGACAGAGAAGAGGAAGAGGUUGAAGUGGAGGAGGUGGUAGGGGAGCGACAGAGGACGAGGAAGAGGUGUCGGAGGAGAGCGUACAGCCUGAGCCUGCUGGGGACGUCUGCGGACAGCGGGCUCUCGGUGGCGGCCGCAGAGGUGGAGGGCCGGCUGUGGGACGGAGCGGCAGAGAGCCCGCAGUACAGCAACGCCCUUCACCAUCUGUGGACCAUGAACUACAACCGCAACAACCCCUACAUCAGCAGCGACGACUCGGACAGCGACGACUUGGACAUCGUGGAGGAGCUGCAGGAGCUCAGAGACAAACACCUGAUGGAGGUGCAGGCCCUGCAGGCGGCCCAGAAGAGAGAGAUUGAGGAGCUGUAUGAGAGGAUGGGGAAGGUGCCCCCCCCGGGCAUCGUCUGUCCUGCCACCAUGCUGUCCAGCCGGCAGCGCCGCCUGUCCAAGGGGAGCGGCUUCCCCUCGUCCCGCAGGAAUAGCCUGCAGCGCCUGGACAUUCUGCCCCCCCAAGGUAUCAUUAGGAGAAACUCCCUUGGAGGCAGCAGCAGCGGCUCCCAGGAUAAACCCAGCAAAGGCGUCACCUUUGCCACUGACAUUAGUAGAAUGUAAUGAACUCAGCCGAGCACGCUGUGUUUGUGGACUACCUCAUCUGAAGCGGUCAAACCCGUCCUGCAGGUGGAUCGCUUCAACACUUUCACUGGCACACCCGUCAGCAAACUGCUUCCCUCUGCCAGUGGUCAUUUACCUCAACGUAUAUAAAAUAAUAUAUACAAACUUUAAUCAGUGACGCUGGAUUUAGCCAGGAACUGUAACAUCCAGCUUUCAGCCCUCCGUUAGCUCUAGUGAAUUUGUUGCAGGUGAAGAACAGAAUCACUUCAUUUUAAAAAUCCUUAUUGCUUUCUUGUAAAUACACGGUUCAGAAAGAAACUGAACUUAUUUUCCUGCUUGUCUGAUUCACUGCCGUUUAUCAAUCUGAGCACAGUAUUGUGAACCAAAUGUGUAUUUUUUAAAACAUUGUUCCUGUAGUACAUCUUCUGAUUUCUUUAGUGAUAGGAUGGCUUAUAUUUUCCAUAAUCAGCGUGGAGAAGUUUGACCGCAUUCCUGGCAUUUUUAGAUGUACCGAAAUUAAUUUUCACAUUGUGCAGCAACACAAUAAGGCGAUAUCGAUUAUAUCAAUGCAUACGUACAACAGUUAUAAAUGUUGGAAAAGCUUUGCAGAAGACUUUAGCAAACACAACAUCACACUAUGCUUUUCAAGUACUACAGAUGGUUUAAUUAAAAAUGUUUUUUCAUUGAUGAUUUGUGAAAAAUCCACCCUAGAUUUUAGACUACUGGCUUUCCUGUUGAUUGUACAUGUGUAAAUAGUAGAAUGCCUUAUAGAUCAUGUUUACAAUUUACAAGUAAACUAAACAUGGCAACCUUAAUUCCUGCUCAAGCAAAAAGCAUUGCUUGUUCCCUAGAUCAAGCACCUUGUGCACUUUAGUAACUUUUGUUCAAUCAUUUUAGUGGAUAAAACUGUCAAUGAGGAGCUGAUAUUUUUCCACCAGGGAGGUAGAGAAUAUUUCCAGUUUGUUUGAUCACAGCAACGACGAUCUACCCUCCGGCAGUUCUGAAUAAUUAGUGCAUUGUGGGAAAUGGAGACAUCAGUCCAAGCUGUGAAUGUGAAGCAGUUGCCUUAUCAAAUAUUCACACUGAACUUUUUGGCAGUGAGAUUCCUGUAAGAUUUUCCAAAGUUCAUAAUAUAUUUUAAGAAGUUAAAAAAGUUUGAAUGUAGAUAUAUAUUUGUGUUGCUUUCUGAAACUGCUGCUGUCCUGCCAUGCUGAAUCUGUGCCUUUCCUUGACGAUGUCUUAUUUUAUAUUUUUACUCUCGAGAUUUGGUGGCUAGAUCAGACCCCAUGUAUCAAGGUUGACAAAAAUAAAUGCAAAUGUAAAUACCA
Messenger RNA from Gymnodraco acuticeps, 6028 nucleotides. RefSeq names its product WNK lysine deficient protein kinase 4a (gene wnk4a). Lineage: Eukaryota; Metazoa; Chordata; Actinopteri; Perciformes; Bathydraconidae. Gene Ontology annotation, molecular function: protein serine/threonine kinase activity; ATP binding; chloride channel inhibitor activity. The coding region runs from base 216 to 4700 and encodes 1494 amino acids. Gene Ontology annotation, cellular component: cytosol; cytoplasm. The transcript has 21 exons. Gene Ontology annotation, biological process: monoatomic ion homeostasis; positive regulation of sodium ion transmembrane transporter activity; protein phosphorylation. The record is from RefSeq and is a predicted model, not a curated record.